Oncorhynchus nerka (sockeye salmon) is the source of this 817-nucleotide messenger RNA. RefSeq names its product caudal type homeobox 4 (gene cdx4). The record is from RefSeq and is a predicted model, not a curated record. Gene Ontology annotation, cellular component: nucleus. The transcript is spliced from 3 exons. Gene Ontology annotation, molecular function: DNA-binding transcription factor activity, RNA polymerase II-specific; RNA polymerase II transcription regulatory region sequence-specific DNA binding. Lineage: Eukaryota; Metazoa; Chordata; Actinopteri; Salmoniformes; Salmonidae. Gene Ontology annotation, biological process: animal organ morphogenesis; embryo development; cell differentiation. The coding region runs from base 1 to 816 and encodes 271 amino acids.
AUGCAUGUGGGAUACCUUUUGGAUAAAGAAGGCAGCAUGUAUCACCAAGGACCUGUAAGACGAUCGGGCAUCAACAUCCCACCACAGAACUUUGUUCCCACGCCACAAUAUUCCGACUUUACUGGAUACCAUCAUGUGCCAAACAUGGAUACGCACGCACAGUCUUCGGGGGCUUGGGGAGCUCCUUAUGGCGCACCGAGAGAGGACUGGGGCGCCUAUAGUCUGGGUCCUCCUAACACUAUUCCUACGCCCAUGAACAACUCAUCGCCGGGACAAGUUUCCUAUUGCUCACCUGAAUACAAUCCCAUGCACCCGCCAGGGUCAGCAGUAUUGCAACCACCUCCAGAUAAUAUUUCUGUUGCUCAACUUUCCCCGGAGAGAGAAAGGCGCAAUUCUUCUUACCAGUGGAUGAACAAAACGGUACAAUCAUCUUCCACGGGCAAAACAAGAACGAAGGAGAAAUACAGAGUGGUUUACACCGACCACCAGAGACUGGAGCUGGAGAAGGAGUUCCAUUUUAAUCGUUACAUCACGAUCAGAAGAAAGUCGGAACUUGCGGGGAACCUUGGCCUUUCAGAACGACAGGUGAAGAUCUGGUUUCAAAAUCGCCGAGCCAAGGAAAGGAAAUUAAUCAAAAAGAAAAUGGGAUCUGAUGGCAGCGGAGGAUCAGUGCACAGUGACCCGGGAUCAGUGAGCCCUCUGCCGGUACCAGGCUCACUCAGUCCGUCGGAUAUUCACGGCUCUCUCUACCCACCCCCCGGAAUGAACACCUUGGCAUCUAUUAGGAACAUACAGCAAGUUACUGUCACUCAGUAGA